Molecule: messenger RNA, 1930 nt
Organism: Ipomoea nil (Japanese morning glory)
Lineage: Eukaryota; Viridiplantae; Streptophyta; Magnoliopsida; Solanales; Convolvulaceae
Product: receptor-like protein 12
Exons: 2
Coding region: 10-1827 (605 amino acids)
Molecular function (GO): protein binding
Source: RefSeq, a predicted model, not a curated record
ACUGGAAAUAUGCUUACUGGAGAGAUACCAAAGCAAAUUGGGAAUCUCAACAAGUUGCAAGUUCUUUCUCUCUAUAGAAAUAUGCUUACUGGAGAGAUGCCAAAACAAAUUGGAAAUCUCAGCAAGUUACAAGACCUUGAUCUUGCAACAAACAGGUUAUGCGGACCUCUUCCUGAGAAUUUGGGGUAUUCAUGUCCAAUGAUUAAAAGGUUGUACAUUUCAAACAACAAGUUGGAAGGCAUAGUGACUGAAAAUCACUUUGUUAAUCUCACAAAGUUAACCACUUUAGAUGCAUCUGGAAAUAGAUUAACCAUGCGUGUCAAUCCAAACUGGACACCUCCCUUCCAACUUGAUCGGCUUUAUCUAAGUGGCUGGAAUUUGGGGCCUCAAUUUCCUCUUUGGUUGCAAUCUCAACAUCAAAUUUCUGUGGUGGACAUUUCUAAUGCUGGAAUAGAGGGUGAGCUUCCAACUUGGUUAUGGAACUUUUCUUCUCAAAUUGAAUUAGUUAAUGUUUCACACAACCAAUUGCGAGGCCAAAUUCAAAACAUACCAUCUCAUUCAACUAGAGAGAUUGGUAUGUCUUUCUCAGUAUUCUUGAGCUCUAACCAAUUUAGUGGUCCCUUACCUCGUAUUUCUAUCCACAUAAUUGGGUUAGACUUGUCAAACAAUUCAUUCUCAGGAAAUGUUUCUAAGUUCUUUUGCCAUGCACAAAAGGUACCAUAUGAACUCAGAAUACUUCAUUUGGGAGGAAAUGAUUUAUUUGGAGAAAUUCCAGAUUGUUGGAUGCAUUGGCCAUACUUAAGAGUCCUAAAUAUGAAGGAAAACAAAUUGAAUGGAAGCAUUCCAAAUUCUAUUAGGCUUUUGAGUCGUUUGGAAUCUUUGGACAUGCACAAGAACAUGCUUUCUGGCCCUAUACCUUCAUCAUUGCAAAAUUGCACGCUUUUGUUGAAAAUUGAUUUGGCUGAAAAUGGAUUCACAGGAAAGAUUCCAAGAUGGUUGGGGACUAGACUUUUAAAUUUGACAAUUUUUAGACUCCGAUCAAAUAAGUUUUAUGGUGAAUUUCCUCUAGAAUUUUGCCAUCUUAAAUCACUCCGCAUUUUAGAUCUUUCUAAUAACAACUUCUCUGGUGUGAUUCCUCGGUGUCUUAAAAAUCUCACUGCAAUGAUCGAUGAAGACGAGAUUCAAGAUGAAGAAUUUGAAAUGGGUUAUUCAUUGUUUGGUUGGGGAUUUGGUGAGAAUGCUAUAGUGACGACCAAAGGGCUAGAGUAUGAGUAUUACACAGUCAUUCUAUCGUUGUUUGUUGGCAUGGAUCUUUCAAGUAACAAUUUUUUGGGGGACAUUCCAAUUGAAUUGGCCAAUCUUGUGAGAUUGAUAUCCUUAAACUUAUCAAGAAAUAACUUGACGGGAAAUAUCCCCAUGGAGAUGGGAAACAUGAGAUUCCUAGAAUCUCUUGAUCUUUCAAGAAAUCAACUUUCAGGGAAAAUUCCCUCUAGCUUCUCAAGUUUGUCCACUCUAGGAGUUUUGGACUUGUCAUAUAACAACCUAUCUGGGAAGAUACCUUCAGGUACUCAACUUCAAGGUUUUAAUGCUUCAUGCUACAUUGGUAACAACCUCUGUGGCCCUCCGCUCUUACAAUGUUGUAGUGUUGAUGAUGGCAAAAUUCCAAAAAGUGAAUAUAAAGGAGAUGAUAGUUCUGAAGUAGUGGAUUGGUUUUAUGUUAGCAUGGCUAUAGGAUUUGUAGUGGGCUUUGCAGUGGGCUUUUGGGCGGUCUGUGGUUCUUUGUUUCUUGGGCUUUGGGAGGAUUGUUUAUUUUCAAUUUUUAGAUGACAAGUUGAAGUCUGUUUUAGUGUGGGCACAUGCUCUGAGGGUAUAAUGUUUCUGGUGUUCUCUACUGUUAGGAAUCUAUGCAUAUUGAGAUGUAUGAUUUAGU